Molecule: messenger RNA, 528 nt
Organism: Trichoderma atroviride IMI 206040
Lineage: Eukaryota; Fungi; Ascomycota; Sordariomycetes; Hypocreales; Hypocreaceae
Source: RefSeq, a predicted model, not a curated record
UGCUUCCGCUGCGAGAAGUCAUACAAGACCCGAUUGGCCUGGCACCAGCAUAUAGCAGACUCCUGUCGUCACAACAUGUGUCCCAAGUGCGAUUGGCUGGACUAUGACACGGAGGAAGAGCUCAGGGAGCAUAUGACGGAUGAGCACAACAGCUGCUGCGUCUGCAACAGAUGCUUCACCUGCCCAUCCGGUCUGAAAAAUCACCACCUCGUUCAUUGGAUCAGGACUGCCGAAUGCUAUUCGUGCCAUGGCAGCUUUGCGUCCAAAUCCGCCGUGAUCCUGCACUUGGAACAAGGAGCCUGCGAGUCUGGCGUCAGGCUACAACACAUCGACUACUGUGCAAAGGCUUGCCAUUCUGCCCAGUGGUAUCUUCACGCUGGCGGUGGCUACAAGUGCCCGACUUGUGACUGGCGUUUCAGGUUUAUGAGUGCACUCGUGCAGCAUGUGGAGAGCGACAGUUGUGACGAGGCCAUGAGGUGGAAAAACGAUCCUCUGGCGAUAUUCUUCCGGUUUAUAAAAACAUCAAUU